AUGGUGGCGCCACAACCACCACCACCACCACCACCACCACCACCACAUCUUCUCAAUCUCCCGGCCGAAAUCCGCAACGUAAUCUAUGAUUCAAUCAUCCUCGCAAGUCUAAAGCUUGGAGAAGGAGUGGAAGGAGGAGAAUGUAUCCCAUUGCGACAAGCUUUGACAAAGCAACCCACACUCGCUCAGACAUGUCGAAAGCUGAGGAGAGAGGUUUUGUCGAUGUGGUACGCACGGGGUGAAAAACUUCUGAUCGAUAUCGAGCAGGAUAUUGGGCCGUGUUAUGGAUGGGCGGAAUUUUGUGUGAGGCCUCCGAUUACAGGAAAGGGUGAGGGGGGUUUUGAGUGUAUGGAGAGGCAUGGUGAGUAUGGAUGA
Pseudocercospora fijiensis CIRAD86 is the source of this 375-nucleotide messenger RNA. RefSeq lists its product as uncharacterized. Bases 1 to 375 code for a protein of 124 amino acids. The transcript has 4 exons. The record is from RefSeq and is a predicted model, not a curated record. Lineage: Eukaryota; Fungi; Ascomycota; Dothideomycetes; Mycosphaerellales; Mycosphaerellaceae.